Messenger RNA from Toxorhynchites rutilus septentrionalis, 1780 nucleotides. Its product is annotated as sodium/potassium-transporting ATPase subunit beta-2-like. Gene Ontology annotation, biological process: intracellular sodium ion homeostasis; potassium ion import across plasma membrane; intracellular potassium ion homeostasis. Bases 472 to 1428 code for a protein of 318 amino acids. Lineage: Eukaryota; Metazoa; Arthropoda; Insecta; Diptera; Culicidae. Gene Ontology annotation, cellular component: sodium:potassium-exchanging ATPase complex. Gene Ontology annotation, molecular function: ATPase activator activity. The record is from RefSeq and is a predicted model, not a curated record. The transcript has 5 exons.
CAGCAAUAACAGAGGCGGCAAAGUAGACACAAAAAAAAGUCCACAAUCUGUGGUUGAGUCGGGCAGCGCAACGUUCUUUCGCUUCAAUUCAGUUUUCGAUGGCCUACGCGCGUGAACGGUAACCGAACAGCGUGAAUUCUCCUCCGGUUGGUCAAGUCGGAAAGUGGAAACCUGUUCGUAAGAGAGCGCAAUCGAACCAGCUGAAAUUUAAUAUAAUUCGUGGCGGGAACCUUUACAACAACAUAAAAACACAACGCUGGAUUUUAGAAUCGAAACAUACAACAAAGAAUAGCCGGUUUAUUGGGGGGAAAAGGCAUCAAUUAUCCCGCAAAUUAAAAUAAAGUGCCAUAUCGUGAGCUCAAAGUGAAACGAUUGUCGUGUAGUUCUUUACUUUAUUUAAGUUAACCUCAAAGUGCAAUUGUUGUGAUAGUGUAGUUUUGUGCUAGUGUUACACAAAAAAAUCAACGCAAAAUGCCAGAAAAGAAGAAAGAUGCUCGUAUAGUGAAAACGUACGAGUUCCCAACGAAACCUGAGAAGAAAACGCUCGGCCAGAUCCUAUAUGACAAGGAAACGGGUCAGGUUUUUGGCCGAACCGCCAAAAGUUGGGGUCAGCUGUUCGUGUUCUACAUGAUUUUCUAUGCGCUGUUGGCGGCACUGUUCACCAUUUGCAUGCAAGCCCUGCUGGCUACGAUGAAUACGCAGUUCCCCAAGUGGCAACUAGAUGCCUCCAUCAUUGGAACCAGUCCAGGCGUGGGCUACCGACCGAUGGCCACAGAUAGUGAUACCGAGAAUAUCAUCAGGUACACUGCUGCGAACAAGAGCGAUGUCCAACAGUGGGUCAGUCGAAUCGACGAUUUUUUGACACCAUAUAAGGACAUUUCUAAGCUUAUUGGUAAUGGCAAGAACCAAGUUAUCUGUGAUGUAAACAGCCCGCCAACUGGCGGAAACGUGUGCGCUUUCGACACAUCCAAACUCGGUCCAUGCUCGUCGGAACAGGGCUACAGUUACAACAAAUCAGCGCCAUGCAUGUUCAUAAAGCUAAACAGGAUCUAUGGAUGGGUUCCGGAACUGUACGACGAUGUGAACGACCUACCUAGCGACAUGCCUACGGAUUUGGUGGAGCACAUUAAAUCGUUGCCAGAGAACGAACGCAAACAAAUUUGGGUGUCGUGCAACGGCUUGACUGCAGCGGACGCGGAAACGAUCGGACCGCUGAAAUACUUCCCUGCACGUGGUUUACCAUCCUACUACUACCCUUACACCAACAAGCCGGGAUACCUCAGCCCGCUUGUAGCUGUCCAUUUUGCCCGUCCAACAGUUAAGGAAAACAUUAACGUCGAGUGUCGUGUGUGGGCCAAGAAUGUAAUCUACCGUGGAGGACAUCGUGACCGUCGGGGAUCAUUACACGUUGUGCUGCGAAUCGAAUAGAUAUGCUCGAACGCUCUAGUUCUAGUUAUUCAGCUGUUUUUGUUCGUUCAACAAACUCAAAUUUCAUCAAACGAGAAUCACUAAAUAUCUAUGUUGUUUCGGUUCGUGGUGAUAACUACUCCUACCAACAACUGCUAAGAUUUAAUUUCUCACCAUUUGUGCGUUACCCAUGCUCGGGAUGGCGCUUCUUUCUUCAAAAGAUCGGUUAUUUAUUGCGCAUCGUCUCCAGUGUCUGGCGAUACCAAAUCAGAACACUAUUUCAAAGUUCAAACGAACAUAUUUACUUAACUGAAAUGUGAUUAGAUUUGUACUAGUGUUAUUAAACGUAAAAAUAAAUCUACGUCGAAAUUGA